Molecule: messenger RNA, 2827 nt
Organism: Thermothelomyces thermophilus ATCC 42464
Lineage: Eukaryota; Fungi; Ascomycota; Sordariomycetes; Sordariales; Chaetomiaceae
Exons: 3
Coding region: 1055-2458 (467 amino acids)
Biological process (GO): positive regulation of transcription by RNA polymerase II
Cellular component (GO): nucleus
Molecular function (GO): transcription cis-regulatory region binding; DNA-binding transcription factor activity
Source: RefSeq, a predicted model, not a curated record
UUCUUGGUGUUGUCGAGAGUUGGCAGGUCCCUCUCUCUCUCUCUCUCGUCUGGGCGUCAGAGGGGGGCACCACGGCAACAUGAACUCUGCCCGCCGGCCUCGGCCGCGCUCCCGUCAACCGCCAAACGGUCUGCGUGCCCAGACACAGCCGCCGUUUGUACGUGUUAGAGAUGGAAGCCAGGAAUACACGACACCCAGCGGUGACCUCACCACCGGCGCCCAGCAUCAUCAACUGUUUCCAGUCAGGAGUCACGAGACGCCGGCAGGCUUCUUUGCUGACAGGAGCCGGUUCUUGGUUCCAGACUUCCAGACUACGCCCCCGCCAGCCGUUCAUGGAGCUACGAGGGCGGCCGCCGACGACAGCAGUGUCGGCCGAGGAGGAGGCAGAGGGAAGGUGGCCGCUUCGGCGAUCCCCGCGGCGGCCAAGUCGAAGCGGGUGCGGACGGGAUGCUUGACCUGCCGGGAACGCCAUCUCAAGUGCGACGAAGGCGUUCCGGAUUGUUACAAUUGCCGCAAGAGCAGCCGCGAAUGCAGACGCGGUAUACGACUAAACUGGAUCGAGAUGAGGAAGUGGGAUCCGCCAUGCCUGCCCCAGACGGCAGAAUGGUCAGUCCAAAUCCUGGACGAGUCGCGUUCCAUUGCCUCAGAGUAUAAGGGGGGCCUUGAACUUUAUCCCAAGGUCGCCGAAACGCCCCCGGAGUCUGACCUAGACGCACCCAGCCGCCAUGCCCAGCUCUCCGAUUCCCAAUCGACACGCGGGAUUUCUCCCGGGAACCACAGCAUCGCAGCUAGCUCGAGUAUUCAAGAUCAGUACCAUCCUAAUCACGUCGGCCAGCCUCCUCCUCCUCCUCCUCCUCCUCCUCCACACGAGCAACCGGAUCAACUCCCCCCAGUCCGGCAGCCAGACUUUGACCAUUCGCCCAACCAUGGGAAUCCCCAUGGCUUGAACAUCACCCUCCAGAUUCCCUCCCAACCGAUUGGAUCCGCGCCGCAUGGCUUUCGAGCCGGUGGGCGAGGCGAACAAGACCGGCACUCUGGCAUCCAGACCGGGCUCAUGACGCCGUCAAGCGAGAACACGACGGACGAGCGGGACUACUUGAGCGCAGACGAAGAGAUCCAUCUCAUGCAGGUCUUCAUCGACGAGGUGGCCAUCUGGAUGGACGCCCUGGACAAGGACAAGCACUUCGCCAACGUCGUGCCAUACCUGGCGCUCAGACUACCCAUGCUGCUAAACGCCUUGCUGGCCUGUGGUGCCAAACACCUGGCCCUAAUAGGGCGGCACGACGGGGACAAGGCCGACUACUACUACAACAUGGCCUCCACUCAGCUGUCGCGCAGCCAGCAAGAGCGCGAUCGCGACCCCGCCGACUGCGCCCUCACCGCCGUCGCCCUGGACGCCUACCACCUCAUGAGCGACUCGCCCACCCAGCGCAUGGGUCGCAUCGCCUCUACCCGCGCCCUCAUCCGCGCGUGCGGUUGGGACGCCACCUCGACCGGCCUGGCCGCCGCCUGUUUCUGGGUCAACGUCGGCAUGGAGGUGCUCAGCUGCAUCGCCUUUGGCUGGCCGACCGCGUGGGACCCGGACCAGUGGGGGCUCGACUUGAGUUUUGCGACUCUGGAGGGCGCCAGCCGGAGCAGCGGCGGUCGCAGCCUGGCCGAGAGCGACGACGUGUCAUGGCCCGCGCGACCGCCGGCCGAGAGCCACCACCCUGCCGCCGACGACAGCGCCGACAGCGCCGACAGCGCCGACCUCGGCCGGGAGGAGCUGUGGGUGCAACGCAUCUUUUACAUCAUGGCCAAGGUCUCAAACUUCCGCGCCAACACGCCGCAGUUCCAGGAGCCCUCGCCGCACGACGAGCAGGUCCGCCUGCAGAACCGCUUCGCCGAGUGGAGGCGCCUGCAGAACAUGUGCAACGCCUGGAACCUCGGCUGCCCCCGCUCCAUGCGCCCGUACGGGUACUCGCCCGGACCGUCGCCCAAGUCUCUCUUUCCCAAUGUAUGGCUGAUCAAGUCCUCGGCCAAGCUCGCCCGCCUCUUCUACCACACGGCCAUGUGCCUGCUCGCGCAGGUCAACCCGCUCGACCCGCGCGACAGCCGCGAGAACCGGGCGUCGCAGCUGCACCACGCGCACCACGUGUGCGGCAUCGUCGCCCACACCCGCGACCGCGGCGUCGUGUCCGUCGCCAUCCGCAGCCUGGCCGUCGUCAGCGCCGCCCUGGUCGACCGCCGCGAGCGGGACGAGGUCGUCGCCGUGCUGGAGCGCAUCCAGCACGAGACCGGCUGGAAGCUCGGGAGGGUCAUCCAGAGCCUGCGGAGCACCUGGGGCUGGGAAGCCGGCGGUCCGGCUUCUUCGGGCCCCGGGCCGGCGGGGCCGGCGGGGGCGGCGGCGCGCGGGAUGGGGCUUCUGGCGCCGCCACUGCCUUCCGGCGUCGGAUUGUCAAGGUUGGGCGGGCGGUGAUAGUAUGUGCACCGGUACCGAAUAUGAGGCCCUCUCGAGAAAGAACGGAUUUCGGGCCCUGAAAUCGAGGACUACGUCCAGCUACCGUGCCUGUUUUUUUUCUUUCUUUCCUUUUUUUGUUACCAGCGAUCUAAACAGCUUGGCGUUUGGCUUUGGCGGAGGUUCAUAGCGGAAGGGUUGUCGCAUAUACCCCUAGAGCGUGAAUUAGGCUAGGUCAGUGCUCGGUAGAGUAUGUACAUAUAUCUCUUAUGGCAUGUCUAUAAUUUAUGCUUCCUCCAAUAUGUUUGAUUCACGCUUCUCUGGCGGGCUGGGUAUGUGUGCCAUCGUUUGAUUGAUCCCCUUGUUCUAUCUCGUGUGCCGUACAGUACG